This is a messenger RNA of Seminavis robusta, 849 nucleotides long. NCBI's taxonomy places the organism in Eukaryota, Bacillariophyta, Bacillariophyceae, Naviculales, Naviculaceae. The record is from the annotation of a GenBank genome assembly.
ACUGUAGCCUACUCCAAGUGGUACCGGUACGUGUACGUGAUUGGUCGCACAAAAUCCGAUUUCCACAACUCGAACAAGCACAACAGCAAAACAAACCCAACCGAUUUCAGUAGCCAACACGACCACCAUGAAGCUCUCUGCUUGUCUUGCCCUCUUCGCACUGGCUGCAUCGGCCGACGCAUUUGCUCCCAUCACUAACGGAGCUCCGAAAGCUACUUCGACUGCUCUCUUCGGAGGAGUCGGUAUUUGGUACUCGUCCUCCACCGGAAACACAGAGACAGUGGCAGACUACAUUGCCUCUGCUGCUGGAGGAUUGGACUACAACGACAUUGGCGAUGCAACGACCGAGGAAAUCGAAGGAGCGGAUGCCUUGAUUGUCGGAGCCCCGACAUGGCACACGGGAGCCGACGAGCAACGCUCGGGAACUAGCUGGGACGAAUGGCUCUACGACACCCUGCCCAGCCUGAACAUGGACGGGAAGAAAGUUGCUGUCUUUGGAGUCGGAGACCAGCAAUCCUACACGGACAACUUUUGUGAUGCCGCCGGAGAGCUUUACGACUUGCUGUCGGCCAAGGGGUGCAAAAUCUACGGCUUGACGUCGACCGAAGGAUACGAUCACCAGGCCUCGAAGGCAAUCGUCGAGGGCGACAAGUUCUGUGGCUUGAUGUGUGACGAAGACAACCAGUACGACUUGAGUGAGGGCCGGGCCCAAUCCUGGAUUGCCCAACUCAAGGACGAAGGGUUCUUCUGAGCUGCAGAAAAUGCCGCUCUGGUGUCAUGUACAUUCUUCUCUGGCUGCUGAGUAGAAACCUCCUCAACAGACUAAACUAGAAAGUACAGUAAAUUGAA